Messenger RNA from Colletotrichum destructivum, 3323 nucleotides. RefSeq names its product Putative armadillo-like helical protein. The transcript has 2 exons. Bases 1638 to 3050 code for a protein of 470 amino acids. The record is from RefSeq and is a predicted model, not a curated record. NCBI's taxonomy places the organism in Eukaryota, Fungi, Ascomycota, Sordariomycetes, Glomerellales, Glomerellaceae.
CUUCACAUCACUGAUUGACUGAAGCCACAAUCGUUUGUAUUGAAACAAUACCAAUUCCACCGACUUGGGGUUUCUCAAGGUCGUGCUGAUGCAAAAGCGACCAUUCACCCCAACAUUAUGACAACCGGUCCGUCCUCCCCGAACAGCGAAAAAGCGUGCGAGACGAAAUUCGUACCCCCAUGGCUUGGCGUCCACGUCGCCAGGCCUGGUAGGCGCAAGGACGCGUACAUACACAUGCUUUUGACGUGCUCUCCCCUCCUACUGCUUCCAUCAGAAAAAUCACCUAUGUAUUUUGGCCUCAAAUCACCCGUCCUCUCCGCUACAAGCGUGCAAUUCGGCUACAUUCACGGUCGGUACCUGGUUUGGUAGUGUAGCCGCAGCUGUCGCCGGUGCUACUCAUGCUCAUAUCAUGUCCAACGACGAUUCGGGAAUGAGAUGAGAAUCUGGCGAAUCCGGUGGAGGCUGACUGAUUCCGUACAAGGAUUGAUGGUUUCUGACGCCGGCCAAAUGUGUCUCGACCGGGAGACUGUGACUGUCACGGUCAGAUGAUGCAUGUUAGAUUCACCUUACCUGGAGGCGUCGUCCGGUCCAUGCCCAUGAUUUCAGAGUGGCAUCUUGUACCUCGGUUCUCUGAAUGACAAUGACCAAUCUGUCGAGAUUGCAGUUUGGCUGGCAGGGCGCCUCUGGGGCCAUGAUCUGCUGACAGGGAUGCCCUCUCAGGAUUGCGAGCGGACAGACCAGAACGACUUCGCCCCACAGCAAAGACAUCAUCACUCUGGAGCCCUGAACUCGGCGGGUAGGGUGGAGCCGGGAACGAGAAUGACUGGAUGAGGGGCAAAAAACGCUUCUGUUUUCGCCGUGCUUGUUCCGGACGUCAUGCUGCUGCUGCUGCUGCUUUGUCCCCCCAAGUUCCCCCGAGCUCAACCUUGCGCCCUGCUGCAUGUCUCGCCCUACACACGAUUGAAAAGUCUCUUUCGUCAUUCGUCAUCCUCUUCCACUUACUCGAUUCUUCUGCGGGAUCCAUGUGGCAUCCAUGGUGAAUCAAGGGUUCUCUAUGUAAUAUGAAUGCUACCUACCCUCUUCUUAACCCGUCGCCACCCACCAUCUUGACUUCUGAUCCCUCCACAACUAGUUUUCCCUGAGUUGCCCUAAUUUUAAAUCCCUAAACUCCUGCCUACCUUCGAGACGGCGGCCUGGUAAUCAAAAUCCUCAUCAAUUUCCACCACCUUCCACGCAAUCCACGACUUUGAAAUAUCUCAAAGACGUUUGCCUACUGCGCCCCGCCUACAUCCGGAGAACCACAGUAAACAACGAGCAACCUUCGGGAUAUCUCCGAAAGCUGGUUGAAAAACACACGCAUACACACAUACCGUUACCCUAUGGCCUGCUGGCAAAACGUUGAGAACACAAUUAGAAGCAACACCAUUUUCAAACAGACGCCACCUCGGUAUAAGCACAGAAGGUCCUAGUCGAGGAUAGACUACGCAACCCCCCGACGACAACCCGCACAUACUGGUCCUCUCUCUGUGAAGUGCUGCACAGGACCAAAAUCCUUAAAACAAAAAACCAUACGACCCAGCUACACGCGCGCUCACGAACACAAAUACAUCUAAGUGUUGACCCCCACUGUCGUCACCAUGCACGACUUGCGUCUCAAGGUUCUCCGCGAAAGUGGCAAGACAGUUUCGAAGAAGGCGCGAUCUCGUCCCGAGUCCGCGCGAGCCUCGAUGAGAAACUCGCCCAAUGUGUCUCCCGGCCACUCCCAGAUUAACUCGCCAGCCCACUCGCACGCCGGCAGCCGUUAUGCCUCCGAGGAGGAGGGCAGUGACGACGAGUACGACGACAACAUGACUAUGAGCACGCUCUCCAACGGAUCAGAGACGGCGUUGGACGAGGCCACUGAAGCAGCAUGGACGCAACUCCUCCAGGACCGCAUUGUCGAGCUGCAAGAUCGGAAGCGAACGAAUACCAAGAUUCGCGAGACCACGCUCAUGUCGUACCUGCAUCUUGUCAAGCACCACUAUGGCGGCCGUCAAAUCACCAACUCACUGACCGAGAUCGUCACGGCCUUGAUGAAGAACAUUAGAUCCGGAGGUGGCUCUCUUGAACGCCUCAUGUCGCUUCAGUCCCUCGCGGCCACGCUGCUCACUGUACCUUCAGACGCCUUUUUCGAAGACAUAUAUCCACAACUCGAGAAGACCCUAGAAGACGAUGAUAACAAUGACGUCAAGGCCGCCGCCAUCUGGGCUAUGGCCAUCACAGCAAUGUACGGCGGCGGCGGCGAGGACGCAGCGAGCGAGUUCCUCGAAUACCUCGUCACCAUUGUGGAAAGCGACGGAGAGGCUAUCGGAGCAGCGGACAGCGGCGACGUCGUCACGUCAGCGCUCGAGGCCUGGGCUUUCGUCGCCAGCCAGAUGGACGACAUUAGCGAGAACGUUUACUCGGCCAUCGACGCCUUCGUGGAGCAGCUAGACAGCACGGAUGUCGAUGUGCAGGCGAGCGCUGGCUUCAACAUCGCCUUCAUUUUCGAGGUCGCGCGGGAACAAGAAGAGGAGACUGGCGAGCCGAUGAACCUGCAAUACGACCCGAAGAAGCUCAUCGCACGUAUGGCCGAGGCGUCCAAGCCAUCGGUGAAGCAGACGGCACGAAGAGACAGAAGACAUCUGCGCAAGCAGUUCGCCAGCAUCGUCUCGUCUCUAGAGCAUGGAAAGGGACCCGGGUUCUCUAGCGCCGGACGGCCAGCCUUCAACCCCCACACUGGCGGCACCAAGGCCGACCCACGAUCGGGCGGCAGAGGUGACGAUGACGACGACAUGCGUGGCUUCGGGUACCGCGAGAAGCUGCGUCUCGGUUCUUCCGUGGUGUUGAUCGACUCAUGGUCACUUAUGGCUCGAGUUGAGGCGGCGAAAACCGUCCUGGGAGGUGGGUUGCCUACCCAUUUCAACGACAACCCUACCGUGGCAGAGCUUCUCGGCGGCGCCGAGACAGAAGAGUCAGUUGGACAGACGUACGCAUUGAAUCCCAAAGGUGCUAAGAAAAUGAAAAGAUAGAGAGGCUUGGGCAUGUGAAAUACGGAAGAGUGUGUCUAUUAGUCAGCGUCACCCGAAUGGGACUCCGGCUGCCAAGACGAGAGAGACUCGAACUAGGAGCGGAUUAUAUCGAAUGUUUUUUCUUUCAAGAAGUAUAGAGACUUCACGGCCUUGGGGCCAAACAAAAAAACGGAAUGCCGCAUCUGGGAUUCGGGGACAUCAUUUCUUGUGCGGGAUGCGAACGAGGCAGAAGAUACCACUGAGCGGAAAAUACUCGCGGCAUCAAUCAAUCAC